AGCCUUAUUGCUCAAGCAGUUGUGCGCUGCCCCGGGACUUGCGAAGUCUCUGGCGCGCGCGCUCUGGCCACCCGCGUCCUCUUCCGCUCUCCCGCUCCUGUGGAGCAGCCCUGUGGGCAGAGGCUGAGAUUGCCUCGCCUCGCCUCGCCUCCCCACCCCGCACCGCCAGCCCGCGGAUGCCCGCCGGCGGAUGCCGGGCAGCUCGGGGCGCCAGCGCGCCGGCGAGGCCGGCGAGGAGGGCUCGCUGGCGGCCGCGGAGCCUUCCGCGGCGGGCAGCCCCCGCGGGGGCCUCGAGGAGCCGCGCAUCGAGGAGGGCCUGGUGCGCUGGGCGAGAGCGCAGCGGCGGACGGAGGCCGGCCGGGCGGUGCGCUGGACCAGCGGCACCGAGGAGGAGCUGCUGCGCAUCGAGGCCACCGCUCAGGAGCAGGCAGCUCGGCUCAGCUCGCACCUGCGCCUAUGCCCGCACAGCGCGGCGCAGGAGGGCGAGCUGGAGCCCGAGGGGCUCCGGGAGGCCUGGGAGGCGCGCUGGAGGCUGGCGCAGACCGGCCUGGUGCGUGUCGAGGAAGCGCAGCGCGCCGACGCGGAGGACCUCGCCCGCGGGGUGCUGGCAGGCCUUCUGCGCUCACGGGCCGGCUGGGUGCUGGGCGAGGACCCGGCGGACGGCGGCUGGCACCACGAGGCCCGCUUCGAGAGCCUGCUGUGCGAGUUGCCAGGCCUCGCGCGAGAGGAGGGUGCGGGGCACGAGGGCGCCAGCCGCAGUCCGGCCCGCUCCCGGAUCCCGUUGCAGGAGCCCGAGGAGGCCAGCACAGGCGCGGCUCCAGGAAGCUCCCGUGGCCUCGGCGGCCCCGGCGGGGCGGCCGCGCUGCCACACCCGCGCGGGGCCUCGGCGUGGCUGGUCGUCGGGGGCACGGGCGGCAAGGGCAUCCUCGUGCGGGACGGGUGCGGCCUCGGCUCGGCGCCCCAGCCGCUGCGACUCAUGCGCGGCGCCCGCGUGGAGCAGGUGGAGCGGCGGGGUGACAGGCUGUGCUUCCGGAAGCUGUCGGGGGACGGGCCUCGGGAGGGCUGGGUGAGCCUGGCCGCGAGGGGGCAGCAGCUGCUGCGGCGCGAGCCGCCAUGACGCGGGGGGCAGGCGGCGGCUCGCGCGCAGCUCGCUAGGAUAAGUGCAGCGUGCGCAGGAUCUCUGAGCAUCCGAGCCUUCGGAAAGAUGUCCGCGGCCGCUCCGGCCCUCCCCGAUGGCUCCUGCGCCACGGGGUCCCCGGAGUGUGCUCUCGGCCCGGGCCAGCCUUCCAGGUGCUUCUGGAGGUGCCGCGGCGGAAGGCCUCGGCCACCUGUGCACUGCUUCCGGUGAGGCCCUCGGUCGUCAGGGCAGCGCGCGCGGCCGACCCAGCAGAUCCGCCCAGGUCGCACCUCGCCCGA
Prorocentrum cordatum is the source of this 1416-nucleotide messenger RNA. NCBI's taxonomy places the organism in Eukaryota, Dinophyceae, Prorocentrales, Prorocentraceae. The record is from the annotation of a GenBank genome assembly.